UAUAUGCUGCUUCUUUAAUCCAACACUGCGCGCUCCCUCUCUCGGACCGAGAUGCCCUGUCCGACCCCAAUCCGGACAAAAACCUGUCCCACUCCUCUCGGUCGUUGAUCUCGCAUAUCAACGGCUAAGAUGUGCCGGACACUUUAUGCUCUAAAACGACGUCAUUUUUGCUCGACACAUCUCUACCGUUGAUUUGCGGGAUCAACGGCCGAGACGAAUGGGACAGGCCCCUGUCCGGGUUGGGUCGGACAGGGGAUCCGGGUCCCUCUCUCUCGCUCUCUCUCUCUCUCGUUUUGGUGAAAAAAUCCAGCACCGCUCUCUUUAUCCACAAAACCCCAAAUCACGACGGAAUUUAGUCGACUGUUGCUUGUUUUCCUAUUACACAACACAACAGAAGCUGUACCUAUUCCUUCCUUCUGCGCUUGUGUUUCAACGCGUGUAAUCUCAGCUGGGAAUCGAUUUCGUUUUAAGGUAAUAAAACUGUGAAAUCGGUUUGCUCUGUGCUCUGCAUAAAUUGUCGAAAAAUUUGACACUUGAAGUUUCCUGGAAAAGGUGAAGUUGUAGAAAUUACAAGUAUCAGUGGCAAAGCCUGGUAAUUGGUAUUGGAUGCGAGGUCGUCGUUUGAUUGCGAAAUUUUUACUUGGGUUUUGUGUGGUUAGGAAUUUGGCAUGAUGGUUUUCGUGAAAAGUUCGGUGUAUUUGGGGAUUGGGUAAUUGGGAUUGGGUGAGAGGUGUUUGAUGAGUAUCGUGUGAGGGGUUUUAUCAACUUUUUGAUCAAGGUUGUUAUGGAUGACUGGAAAGUUUGAUUCGUUUGCAUUUGUGUUUGGAAGAGGAGAGAUAUUGGAGAUGGCUAUGGUGAGCAAAACCAGAAAUAUGCUUGAAGGUUUGGUAAGAGAAGGAUCAUUCAAAUGGUUGAUCAAAACUCGGACUUCUUUCAAUGAAGAGUUCGAGGAGAUGAGAAGUUCUCCUUCAGCUGGAAGGAACUGGAUACCAGAACUCUCCCCUGUGGCAAAUAUAGUACUUCGUAGAUGCUCAAAAAUCCUAGGCAUUUCUGUGGGUGAACUUCGAGAAAACUUUGAUGCAGAGGCUUCGGACUCUACAAAGCAUCCAUCACGUUAUGCUAGGAACAUUUUGGAGUAUUGUUGUUUCAGGGCUCUUGCUUUGUCUACGCAAGUGGUAGGUUAUUUGGAAGACAAAAGGUUCCGACGGCUAACAUUUGACAUGAUGCUUGCUUGGGAGUUUCCAGCUGCUUCCAGCCAACCACUUAUCAAUAUGGAUGAGGAUGUAACAGUUGGGGUAGAGGCCUUUUCUAGAAUUGCCCCUGCUGUUCCUAUCAUUUCCAAUGUGAUUAUCAGUGAUAAUCUUUUCGAGGUGCUUACAGCAUCAACUGAUGGUCGGCUUCAGUUUUCUGUCUAUGAGAAGUAUCUAACUGGAUUAGAGAGGGCCAUAAGAAAAUUUAAGACCCAAUCUGAAUCAUCUCUCCUUUCAUCCUUGCGGUCUGCAAGAGGAGAAAAGAUCUUGGAAGUGGAUGGGACAGUCACCAGCCAGCCAGUUCUAGAGCAUGUGGGAAUUUCAACUUGGCCAGGUCGACUAAUUCUCACAGAUCAUGCGCUCUACUUUGAAGCUCUUCGGGUUGUCUCUUAUGAUAAGGCAAAAAGAUAUGGCUUGUCGGAAGAUUUGAAGCAGGUUGUUAAACCUGAGUUGACAGGACCUUGGGGAACUAGACUCUUUGACAAAGCAGUCUUCUACAAAUCAGUUUCCCUACCAGAACCAGUUGUGAUGGAGUUCCCUGAGCUUAAAGGACAUGCACGUCGUGACUAUUGGCUUGCCAUUAUCAGAGAAGUAUUAUAUGCUCAUAGAUUUUUAAAUAAGUUCCAGAUCACGGGAGUUGAACGUGAUGAAGCACUUCUAAAGGCAACACUUGGGAUUCUGCGUGUACAAGCCCUCAAAGAAAUGAGUAUUGCAAGCCCUUCUUGCGAGGACUCUCUUCUUAUGUUCAAUCUCUGUGAUCAACUUCCAGGUGGAGACUUAGUACUAGAAGCACUUGCAAACAUGUCAUCCUCAAGGGACCUAGAUCGGACUACCCAUUCUAAUGCUGGAGGCAGAAUGUAUUCAACAUCGGCUAUAUCCAUGGCUUCUAGCUUGGGGUUUGUAUUUGGAACGAGUUCUAAUGUUAAUGAGGCUGGACUUUGUGUGGGUGAGAUCACUGUGGGAGAGAUAAGCCCGCUGGAAAGAGCAGUUACGGAAUCCAGAAGCAACCAUAAAAAGGUGGCGUUUGCAAAAGCAACUGUUGAUGGGGUUAAAGUAGAUGGAGUUGACACCAAUUUGGCAGUCAUGAAGGAGUUACUCUCUCCUCUUACGGAAGUUGGGAAGUGGCUUCUUUCUCUGGCAUAUUGGGAAGACUCUCUGAAGUCUUCUAUGUUCUGUAUGGUUUCCUCUUACAUCAUAUUCAGGGGAUGUCUGGGCUAUGCUUUUGCAUUCAUGCUCAUCUGUAUGGCACUCUUUAUGGUACUUACGAGGUCCUUUGGCCAAGGAAGUGUUGAGGAGCUAAACGUAGUUGUACCUCCUUCAAUGAACACAAUGGAGCAGCUUUUGGCUGUUCAGAAUGCAAUAUCUCAAACUGAAGAGCUUAUCCAAGAUGGAAACAUUGUUCUUCUGAAGUUUCGUGCCUUAUUGUUAUCUAUUUUCCCCCAGGCAAGUGAGAAAUGUGCAGUUGCUCUUCUGUUAAUGGCCUUGAUUAUCGCCUUCUUACCAUUUAAGUACAUAGUUCUUCUCGUUUUCUUGGAGCUAUUUACCAAGUACUCCCCCCUGAGGAAACCAAGCACAGAGCGUUGGACACGGAGACUCAGAGAAUGGUGGUUCAGCAUCCCAGCGGCUCCUGUUGUUCUUGAAAGAGCAAAGGAGGACAAGAAGAGAAGGUGAUGUAAAUAUUUGUUCAAGUUCGUGCCUUAUAUGUAAGUCAAUGUUCUGUAUGCCCUCAAGACAUUUUCGGGUCUGUAUAUCUGCAGAGUGAAAAAAGUGCAGAGUCCCAAUGAAACAAUUUCUUUGAUAGUUUUAAUGUGAUUUCCUGGUGUAAUUUGUUUCCAAUCAUAAUAAUGCAGCAGCGAUCAUCAUUUUGCUUGAAA
This is a messenger RNA of Rhododendron vialii, 3124 nucleotides long. RefSeq lists its product as uncharacterized. The record is from RefSeq and is a predicted model, not a curated record. Bases 789 to 2921 code for a protein of 710 amino acids. NCBI's taxonomy places the organism in Eukaryota, Viridiplantae, Streptophyta, Magnoliopsida, Ericales, Ericaceae. The transcript has 9 exons.